UUUGUUUAGUUUUUUCGCGCAUUUUGUAAACGAAACAAUCGGAACAGUUUGAGGUGAUUAUCGAUUAAUUUUUCGAUUGAUGACUAAUUAAGUGAAUAAACAUUGGCAAUCAGUGUGAAUGAAUGGAUGUGGUAGCGGGUUUUCAAUGUUAGUUCUUCACGCGAGUUGGUGCGCUAUUAGGCCGAGUGUGAUCAACAAACAGAAGGAAAAACAUUUUCGGAAAAUUUUCGAACUUGAAUGGCAUCGGUGCGGCUCAUCGUGAAGAUGAUCUUGGUCAUUUGGUGAGAAGUUCGAUAAUUAGCCAACUGAACUUAAGUACUUUAAAACGGGUGAGAGAUUGAAUAGGAAAAUGGUUGGAAAAAUUGACUAUUCGGGUGUCCCAACUACGGUGGACCUCGAGAACAACACCAACCAGAAAAAAUACACAGUCAAUAGGCCAAAAGGCAAAAGUUUGGUCAUAUCGAGAGCACUCUGUACAUUAAUGGCAAUAGGAGCGCUUUUGCUGGCUGUUUUAGUAGGCCUAGUCGUAUUUUUCUUAGUUCCUAGAGGUUGUAGUGCAGACUCAAACAAUGCUGUUGGCUCUCUAGUCCGAAAAGAAAAUGUUAAAUUAGCCACAAGUCCAGAAGAUGAAAUUGAUGAAAGGCUCCCGAGGAGUAUUAAGCCCGUCCAAUACAUGAUACAACUUAAACCGGAUUUUCAUAACUCAACAACUGAUGGCUUGGAAAUGAUUACUCUAGUCCCAUCGGAAGACACAGAUACCAUCAUCUUCCAUGUAAAUAAAAUCCACAUUCGAGAGGAUUCGGUUACGGUGAAGCCGACAGAAAAAUCAGAAGCGGUUUUUCUAGAGUCGUUAUCAAUUUCAUCACAAGAGCAUCUGGAAGGCGAAAGAUACGAAAUUGUGUUGGAUGAUCAGCUAAAGAAAGGCAAAAGCUAUGUUCUCACUUUGCAAUUUCAGGGAGAACUGAAUAGUCAUCUACAAGGAUUUUAUCAAAGCCACUACACAACUUUAUCAGGAGAUUCCAGGUUUGCUGCAAGCACGCAAUUUUCACCCACAGACGCAAGACGUGCAUUUCCGUGCUUUGAUGAUCCGUCAUUUAAAGCGAAAUUUAAAAUAAGACUUGCAAGACCUGCAAAUAUGUCUUCACUAUCAAACAUGCCUCUUGAGAGAAGCGAAAUGUUCGAGACGGCACAAGGCACAUGGUUUUGGGACAACUACCCAGAAACACCGGAAAUGUCCACUUAUUUAGUGGCUUUCAUCAUUAGUGAGCUAACACAGCUACAAUCCACAGACGAUUUAAUCAAAAUCUGGGCAAGACGAGAGUUUCUGACCCAAACUGAUUAUGCUGGAAAAGUGGCACCAAGCAUUCUCAGAUACUUUGAAAAUUACUUCAGAGCCGACUUUCCUUUAAAGAAAAUUGACAUAGUUGCGAUUCCAGAAUUCGGCUUCAGUGCCAUGGAAAAUUGGGGAUUGUUAACGUUCAGAGAGAGUAGCCUUCUUUUCGACAACUUCAGUUCAACUGUUGAGGACAAGCGAACAGUCGCGACCGUUCUGUCGCAUGAAUUAGCACAUCAGUGGUUUGGAAAUCUUGUUACCCCAAAGUGGUGGAAUGACUUGUGGCUGAAGGAAGGUUUUGCCACUUACUUACAGUAUUUAGGAGUUGCCCAUGCUGAACCAUCAUGGAACAUUCUGGAUGAAUUCCUUCCAAGUGAAAUCGAACGGGCCAUGUCCUUGGACGCCUUGGAAUCCUCGAGACCAAUCAGCUUUGAUGUGUGCAACAGUAUGCAAAUCAAGCAAGCCUUCGAUGAAAUAUCUUACGCAAAAGGUGCCUGCAUAAUAAGAAUGAUGAACAAUUUCCUUGGAGAAGAGACGUUUAAAAAUGGCCUAAUCAAAUAUUUGCAGAAAUUCAAAUACAGCAAUGCCAAUCGCAAUGAUCUGUUCACCAGUCUCACUGAAGAAGCUCGUUUAAGGAACGUUUUGGGAGCAGGCGAAUCUGUUAAACAAAUUAUGGAUACUUGGACCGAACAAGCAGGGUUUCCUGUCAUCAAUGUUGCUCCAGAUUACAGCAGAAACACGUUAAAACUUGUUCAGAAAAGAUUCUUUCUGACUCAAUCGGACUCCAAAGAUAAAUUCCUAUGGUGGCUGCCCAUUUCCUUUACUUCCAGUGUCUCGCCUAACUUUAUAUCCACCACACCUAAAUUCUGGAUGAGAGGCGAAGAGGAGAUUGUGGAAGAAGUUGGUCCCAUUGGGGAAUGGUAUCUUUUGAACCUGAACCACACCGGAUAUUAUAUUGUGAAUUACGACGAACACAACUGGAAACAACUUAUAGACCAUCUGAUGGAUUUCACUCCAAUUACUUGGGCGCAACUAAUCAGCAACGCAAUGGAUCUGGCUAGAGCGAAUCAACUGGAUUACGAAAUACCUCUUAAAUUAAUUGCAAGAAUGGGAAUACAAGACUCUGCUAUUAUGUUCGUGCCAACAGCUGUAGCAUUUGGAAAACUGCAAUUUCUCAGUGAUAUUUUGCAUGAUACUCCAGUAUUUGGCAUAUUUGAAGAAUAUCACAAAGCAGUUUUUAAAAUGGCAUACGAUAUUGUGGACUUUAACGACAACAUCGACCAUUAUCUCACUAGGAGAAUAAGGCACACUGUUUUGGAAUGGUCCUGUCGAAGUCCUGAAUCCAGAUGCGUUCACGAAUCUCGAUCGCAGUUCCGCGCUUGGAUGACCAAUGGGAAAACAAUUCUCCCGAAUCUUCGAUCAGUGAUUUAUUGCACAGCAAUCAGAGAAGGCUCAGAUAUCGAAUGGGACUUUGCCUAUAAGAAAUAUCUGGAAACCAGCUCACCGACUGAAAAAAAUGUUUUGCUGGAUGCCUUGGGAUGCACCAAGUUGAAAUGGCUUCUCUCAAGAUAUUUGGAUAAACUAAUUGAUGGUUAUAGUAUCAGGAUCCAAGAUGCGGGUAGAGUGUUUGAGUCAAUCGCUAAAAACAAAGAAGGGACUCAGAUCGCUUUCGAUUUUCUUAGAAAGCACUGGAAUUAUAUGUUAGAGCAUUAUGGGGAUGGUUUCAAUAUUUUGGGUAAAAUGGUGCAGGCGUUGACUGUGCAUAUGAACACAGAAUUCCAACUUGAAGAAUUGGAAAGGUUCAGAGACAGUAUCAAAGCCAACAUCAGCACAACGACCAGAGCGUUUGAUAGUGCAAUCGAACGGGUAAAAGGCAACGUAGAGUGGAUGCGGAAAAAUUACAAGCAGGUUGAAGAUUGGCUAACAAAGCACCAAGAGCAAUUUAUGUACCUUUAAAUGUAGAUUCUUUAUAGAUUAGAAAAUUCUCGUAUGUUAGUAACAACUGGACUUUAUAUUAAUUUUUUCGCUCGUAUAUUAAAAGCCGUUAUUUUUUUUUUACUUCUAGCAAUAACCACACGACAUUGAGACAAUUCAUUUAAUUAAUUAGUUGACUGCAACCAUAUCCAAAAACUUUCAGUUCAAAUAGAAAGUUUAAUCGCCCUUAGUGAAUUCUAGUGCCUUAAUUCUAAACAAAUAGGUCUCAGUAUUUUUAUUUUAGCUUUCACGCACUAUGGUUUUGUGAUACUCUUACUUAUAUAUUUAUAUAUUGUAGAACAAUUUUUUUAGAUUUUCUUUUUAUAACGAAUACGCAGCCCUAGGCGAAUAGAGUACCUAGAAGGCCCUUGACACGUUUGUGUCGUUUUUAAUCUAAUUUAUAGUCUUAACUAUGUACAUUUUUUAAGAAAAACAUAUUUUUAUUAACACACCCAAUUGUUCUGUAUAAUGGAUUGUAGUUGAAGGAUAUACAUGCAAUAAGUACAGCAUAGAUAUUACUAGUGUAAGUAACGUAAUAUAUUACCUUAGAAGUAAAUGGAUAA
Messenger RNA from Dendroctonus ponderosae (mountain pine beetle), 3870 nucleotides. RefSeq names its product aminopeptidase N. Gene Ontology annotation, molecular function: peptide binding; metalloaminopeptidase activity; zinc ion binding. The record is from RefSeq and is a predicted model, not a curated record. Gene Ontology annotation, biological process: proteolysis; peptide catabolic process. NCBI's taxonomy places the organism in Eukaryota, Metazoa, Arthropoda, Insecta, Coleoptera, Curculionidae. The coding region runs from base 350 to 3289 and encodes 979 amino acids. Gene Ontology annotation, cellular component: cytoplasm. The transcript has 19 exons.